AUGGUUUCCCUCCGCUCCCUCUUUACCGGUGCCGUUGCCCUGAUGGCAACGGCUGCCAACGCGGCUGUCACGCCUCAGCAGAUCACCAAUGCUCUCGGAUCACUCACCCAGAAAGCCAAAGAUCUCAACGCCCCAGCUCAGAGCAUCACUGUCCUCAACCUCCCCUUGAUCAUCAUUGGCCAGGGCCCUUUCCCGCAGACGCUCAUCUCAGGCUUCAGCGACAUUGUCUCAACUGCCAAUGUCUUGAUUUCUCAAUUCGAUGGAACCCGGCCCAUUCAGCGUAGGGGCAGGGCUGCUGCCGGUGUGACUCGGCGCGGGCCUGAUGCCGACCUGUUGGACCGUGGUUACCAAGGACUGCUCAACAUCCUGAUCGAAAAGGCUGGGCUUGUCAAAAAAAUCCCUGUCAUUGGCCAACCGAUGGCUGUUAUGCUUCGCCAGGUUGAGUCGGUUAUCGAUACAAUCACCAUCACCCUCAUCAACCUGACGGAAAGCCGCGCCGAUGAGCUCACGUCCGAGGGUAACUCCCUGAGUGGAGCUUCGAUGUCUGCAUCCGCAAGUACGAGGCUAUCGGCGUUUAACGGGGAACGGCGAGAUUUGCAGUUAAGCCCGGUCAAGCGUGCUGUUUGGGACGGUACUAGGAGGGCCACUGUAGCACGUAUCGACCGUGCCUUGAGUGCAGAUGACCGUCUACCCAGAGAAGACUCUCUGCUUCCCUGGCAUAGCGAUGUACCUCGGUAG
This is a messenger RNA of Chaetomium globosum CBS 148.51, 738 nucleotides long. RefSeq lists its product as uncharacterized. Lineage: Eukaryota; Fungi; Ascomycota; Sordariomycetes; Sordariales; Chaetomiaceae. The transcript is spliced from 5 exons. The record is from RefSeq and is a predicted model, not a curated record. The coding region runs from base 1 to 738 and encodes 245 amino acids.